Messenger RNA from Cuscuta campestris, 513 nucleotides. Lineage: Eukaryota; Viridiplantae; Streptophyta; Magnoliopsida; Solanales; Convolvulaceae. The record is from the annotation of a GenBank genome assembly.
GUAAAAAGUUAAAUAAGAACUUAAUUUUAGGACUGAGGGAGUAAAACAUUGUCAAAAUAUGUUUGAUUUUAAUUACUAAACAAUAGCGCCAUAAAUGUCUAGCUGCCCAAAAGAGUUCAGCAGUCCGGGUGAUUCCACUUCCGGACCAAAUGCUGCUCGUCAAUCGGCCCAGAAAAUCAGCCCAUUCAUUUUAAAAUAUAAACCACACACCCAACCCUACAUAUCAUUUGCUUCUUCCGCCGCAUUUUCUUCGUCUUCUUCUCGCGUCGUUACUUCUUCCUUGUCGCGCGACGCACCCCUCUCUAUCUUCUAAUCCAUAUUAUUUUCCCGUUUGUGCGUUUGGCUAUUUGCUAUUGUAUUCUUUCAUUCUCGAUUUUUUGGAUGUUUUUUGGCUCAGUGGAAAGUGCAGUGUUUGAUCGGCGAAGGCUUCAAACAUGUAUGGAAGAGUACAUAUUUAAUAUUUUCCACCCAAAGGUAUGAUACAAUCUAAAUUUAUAAAUGUUAUAACAUUUC